GCUUUAGCUUUUAGCUGGGCUCUCUCUCUCUCUGUAUCGCCAAGCAAAAUGCCUUCGAGUAGGGCCGUCGCUCCUCAGUUGACCGUCAAGAGAGCGGCCAUACACACCGACGUCAUUUUCUUGUUUGCUUAUAAACGCCAGCCCCGUCCAGUGAGUGAUUUUUUCUCGAUUGAAAAAUUUUGCCCGAUUGGGCCUGACUGUCAAGGAAAAGGAUGGUGGAAGCGGGAAGUUGACUCUGAGAAAAGUCAUUUGUUUCCCAUGUGGAUUAAUGGACGGUAGUCGUCAUUGCGCCCGGUCGCAUUGCCCAGUGCUAAAAGAAAAGUUGCUGAUUGAAUUACAAGUGAACUUAUUUUGGUGUGUCUGUGUGUACUGUGUGUGUUCAUCUUCACACAUCGUCGUUCACCGUCUGCGGCUUGUGCUUUGCUGGAACAUCCGCGUACUCGCACCGUCUGUUCCGUCUUCUUGAAUCGGCUCGUCACACGUGCCGACUUUAGUCUCGACCGCAUCCAUCCAGCGCUGGAAGACGAAUAAAAAAAGACUCUUUUUUUGAUUGAGAAUUUGAUUGGAGCAUUGCCCUCGGUUUUUCGUGUUGGUUAUUUUUUCUUGCGUGCGAGUGUUUCUCUUUCUCCCUCCAGUCCCCCCUUUUUUGGUGUCUUGUUAUUUUGUGUGCGGCUGCGGAUGGGAUGUCGCUGAAGGUGACGGGCGUUUACUUCUCGGCUUCGUCUGCCGGACCAGGUCCUGGCAAAAUGAAAGCCACGAUCCGCGCGGCUCGCCACCAUCCACCGCCUCCUUCGUCGCUGGCCCCUCAGCCCAUCCACUAUGUCCACCAUCAGCAGCAGCAGCAGUUGCCCAGCGCUGGCGGCCGGAACAACAGCAGCAGCAACAACAUCAUUUCUGCCAACAGUCCGACUGGCAACCUCGACCAGCAGCCACCGCCGGCCAAAGGCAGCAAAGGCGGCGGCGGCCGGAUCAUCUCUAAUAGCCACAACAAUCACCACCACCACCAGUACCACCACUCUCACCUGCACUCGCAGUCUCUCGACUAUUUGCACCUCAACUUUGAGGAGAAGCGUCAGAUCAUCGCCUCUUCCUUGUCUCUAGUCGACUUCCUAAAUCAUCCGCCUGCCAAAGUUAAAGGUCGCCAUUCUCACACGAACGGGACACACGUCGGCAGUGGCGUCGGCGGGGUGACUGGCGUCGGUAGCGGUCAGACCCUGCCGGCGCCCAUCAACAGCUGGAACAACCUACCGCUGGAAAGGAGCAAGUCCAAGUUUGCCUCGCUCUCCCGCCUCUUCAAACCUUGGAAAUGGCGCGUCCGGCGAAAAUCCGACAAGCUGGAAAGCGUCUCGCAGACGCUGGAGAGGAAGAUGUCCAUGAGGGCUCACCGUGAUGAACUCAUUCAAAAGGGUAUUUUACUGCCGGAUUUGGCCAAUUCGACCACAUCUUCGACCAACGCCUCCAACACUCUUUCCACCAUUGCUGAAUCGAAACGAGACAAGGAUCGAACGAAGGAGGAGAACCAUUCGUCGUCGAGUGAUAGCGGCUAUCAGCCGUACUCUGGCGCCGGAUCGACCAUCACGUCGGCGUCUAGCAACGAUGCGGCCAGUAGUAGGUGUUCCCAAUCCUCUUCUAGCGCACUUGAGCAUCCGCAACAAUCGGAUCCAUCGCCGCCUACUGCCAAUGCCAAUGCAUCCUCCUCCUCUCCUUCCAUGCCUUGCGCUGUUGUUCCUACCGCUGCGUCCGCCACACAUCCUGCAUCCAGCACGUCCACUUCUACGUCGUCGUCGUCCGAACAACGGCCCGUCUCGUUGCAUGUCACAUCCUCGUCUCUUGCAUCCGCACUUCCUGCAUCAUCCAAUUCCACGUCUUCUUCCUCAUCACCUAAACCCAUUUCUUCCACUUCUUCAUCCUCUUACGCUUGGAACAAGCGGACCGGAGGCACGGGCCUGGUCGGGGCGGCCAAAGCUCGCGGAUGGUUGCGCUCCUACCACCAUCCGUCGGCUGUCAGCGCCGCGUCGUCCAAUGCCGACGCGGUCGACAGUAGCCAGAACGGCAGCAGUAGCGCCCCGCCCAGUCCGUCCAACGUGUCGGCCGAGUCGAGCACUAGCGCUUUGUCCGGCGGCGCAACCACGGGUAAUAGCACGAGUAGCACUAGCCAACAGGCGGCCACGACCAGCACGAGUGGCGUCCUGGUCAAUGGUAGCACUUACACCUCCUCCAACUCCACGUCCAAUUCCAAUUCCAAUUGCAAUUCCUCUACGUCUGCAUGCGUGACGCCGUCGUUUGCGGCCAGCCUCAACGCCGCACUGGCCUCGGGACCACUCGUGCCCAGCACCAACGGCCACCAUUCGCAACUGUACGAUUCAUCGUCUUCUUCUCAUUCUUCUUCUUCUCCUCCUCCUGCCUCCUCCUCUUCUCCUUCCGCCACCUCCUACCCCCUAGCAGCCAACGCCAACGCAGCAGCUGGACCUGGCGGUGGCAACCGACCCAACAGCCUGCCGCCCGGAAUGGCGCCAGGUCACGGGCUCCUCUCGGCCCUGGUCGGCCACUCUUCCUCGGCCGGAACGCCGCCGUCGCAGCUGCGUCAGACGACGCAGACCCACUUUGGUAGCAGCUCGACGCCUUCGCCGACGGCCGUGACGUCGACGACUUCAGCGACGACACCACCCACGCUUCCGUCGGCGUCUUCGGCUUCUUCAACUUUUCCAUCGUCUGGCGGCUCCUCUCAGACGACGUCGGCCGCCGCCACCAUGUCCAUGUCUUCCGCUUAUUCACAAGUCGUCAGUUCAAUAGCUCAACGCAACAGUCAAGCCCAGCACCAACAACAAGGUUCCGGUUCGCCAUCUGUCAUGUCGAAGUUGCCCGGAAGGGCAGCCACACUGCCCAUCAUCUCCGUGGCAACGGCGUCGCCCUCGACGACGACGUCGGGAGCCAAUGCGGCGGCUUCGGGUGUCACCACGGUGACGACGUCGACGACCAUCACUGUCGGCUCGCACCCGUCCAACCGAUCUCCGGUCAUCGCCAUGGCCGUCCAACAGACGCCCGCGUCCUCUUCAUCAUCGUCGUCAUCAUCCCAGGCAGCCCAGGAGUCAUCGUCGCAGUCGCAGACGGGCGCCCACGGAAUGCAGCCCAUGAUGACGGACCUGCUGGAGCCGCCGAUUGGCGUGACGGAAAUUGGACCCAUUCCGCCGCCGCCCAUGUUCUCCUCGCCCAGUCCAAUGCUACCUCCUCGCGGAGCCCAUCACUCGGCACCUCCGCCCACCCACGGCAUCCACCUGGCCCAUUUGGCGCCACCCGCCGUGGCCUCUUCAUCGCCCAACAUGCUGACGAGCGUCGGUCACGAUCUUUCGGAUCUUCAGGACGACGACGUUCCGGAAGAGAGCGUCGACGAUAGCGACAGUGAGAGAGGAGUGCCUCCGGCAGCCAAUUGGGUCAGAGCACAGGGACCUAAAGAGCCGUCGCUCCAUGCCAAGCCACUCAAGUCGGCGCUCAAGAAAUCCGGUGCUUCCGGAUCGGCCAGUAACUCACCGUCGACUCCGCCCACGCCGACCGUCAACACUCCGACCCAGGACUCGUCUCCGCACGGAAGUCGGGGUGUGGCAUGGCAACAGGAUCAGCCACCGCCUCCUCCGCCACCGGCCAGGCGGCUCUCACUAAGGCAGAGGAUACGGUUCAGCACGCGACCCCUGCGAUUCGGCAUCAGCCUGGGCGGCAGCAGCAAUAGCAACAGCAAUAGCACGUCGAGCAACGGGCAAGCGGUGAACGGCGGAUCGGCUCACGACCACAAUCACAACAUGCAGCUCAAGUCGGACAACAAUAACCGCGAGUCGAGCGCUGCCGCUGCAGGUGGCGCUGGCGGCGGCCACGGGGUCAACCAUCACCACCACAAUCCGCCGCCUCCGCCUCACCACCACCACCACCACCAUAAUCAUCCGCCACCUCCGCCGCCGCCGGCCAAAGGCCAGAGACCGACCUACCUGCCGGUGCCGGUGCCGACGAUCCCCGUCCAGUGCGACUACGACUCUGACGAGUCGGACGGGCCGAUCCUCUACCGGGACGACGACGUCGACGACGACGAGGAGAACAUGUCUGAAGAAGCGAGACUGAGCGCCCGGAUAGCCCGCAAGGACAGCCUGGCCCUCAAGCUGGCCAUGAGACCCGAUCGGCAGGAGCUCAUCGAGAGGGGCAUCUUGCACGCACAAACCGAGAGGGAGCGACACAUUCAACGCGAAACGAUCGGCGCCCGUUUGACCAGGCGGCUGAGUCUUCGUCCGACGCAGGAAGAACUGGAAGAGCGCAACAUCCUUAAAAGAACCAGUCCGGCGGAGGAGAAGAAGGAAAGGGAAGAGAAGAAGAUGACUCUCUUCCGCAAACUCAGUUUCAGGCCAACGGUCGAAGAGCUUAAAGCCAGAAAGAUCAUACGGUUCAACGACUAUGUCGAAGUGGCCGACGCUCAGGAUUACGACCGAAGAGCCGACCGACCGUGGACGCGGCUCACGCCUCAGGAGAAGGCCGCCAUCCGUAAGGAGCUCAACGAUUUUAAGAGCACCGAGAUGAUGGUUCAUGUUGAUAGUCUUUACAUGAUAAGAUUCCACAAAUGAGUUGUCCGAUUCUCCUUGACUGACGAACUCUGUGAUACUUGCAAAUAAGACUGGACAAAAAAGAGAGAGAGAGAGAAACUAUAAAUUCCCGUGUGCUUGUUUUGAUUGUGAGUGUGUGUCUCUGUGUGUGUGUGUGUGUCUCUCUCUCUCUGUGCCGUUGGGUUGUGCGCCUGGUGUACUAUUAUUCGGCUGCGAGAUGGAAAUUUUCCGGAAUUAUUUGUUCACUAUUUUUGUUUCAAGCAAGAAAAUGACCGUCAUUUUUUGAGCACGCGGAAGAUGCUUCUUUUGUUGACCUACAAAUGUUUACGGUGAAAUUGCUCGCACGGCCACUACAAAUGACUACAUGAUAUCGAAGUGCCUGGGAUUCUUUAACCGGAUGCAUAUAUUUACUUGCUUAUCGAGAAGAGAAAUGUCAAAGGGAGAAAAUUCUAAAAAAAUAAUAAUAAGGAGAUGAAUUGACGGGGGCUGGGAAACGCUUUUAAAUGGUGAUGAUCCCCUCUUUGAUUAUUUGGUAAUUUUGGGGUCCCCCGAUAUUUUCCUACCGUCUUUUCUCCCGCCAUUUUUUUUUUUUUUUCUUCUUUCCUUUGAUUUACUUCUCUUAUUAAUUUUUUUUUGUUGGCGGUGCUGUCUGUAUCUCGUGAUUUCACUUGCCUUCCCGUGGAAGACGGGAUGACGUCAUUGUGUUCGAGUGCACAGCGAGAGAAACAAACGCCAUUUUCCAUUCCAUUAUGAUAUAUUUUUUUUUUCUUUUUCCCUUGGUAUAUUUCUUUAUUUUUUUUUUGUUUGUUGCUGAACUGCUGCUGCCACACCCUCUCUCCUCCUGUCCCUCCUCCAAGCGAAAAAACAAAAUGUGAAAACAAAAAAUCUGCAAUCGAAAUACGAAAAAAUUAUUACAAAUAAAGAAAAAACAAAAGAAAGUGACUCGGAUUUUCGAUCAACGAGUGCUGCACCUGCCCCUCGUCCCCUCCCUCCUGAUCAAUAUUAAAUAUCUAUUAUAAAAUCUAUUUGCGAUUGUUUUUUUUUUGGGGGGGGGGGGGAACGCAGCCUGGGGUGGAAAAUAAGAGAAUUAGUUAUCUGUUUGAUCUUGAUUUGAUUUCUUUCGAUUUCUUUCCUUUUAAUUCGAUUUUUUUUUGCUUUCUUUUUACAAAUGAUUGUACAGACGUUUGUUUCGCUCCGAAUGACCGCAAUCAUUGUGUACAAAGUCGUCGUCUAUUUGCUCCCCGUUCCCCUUUUUGAUUCUCCCGCCACCCCCCACCCCCCCAAUCUCUAAUAAUUCAAAAAUGCCCUUUGCAGUCGUGAACGAAUGAAGACGAACCUAAUCCUCUCCUCCGAAACAUGAGAACAAAUGGAUGCUAUUAUAUCCGCAUAGUAUUAUGUUUAGCCUAUUCCCUUUCAAUGAGAAAUGCCCCAGUCCCGCGAUAUAAAACACAAAAAUGAAUUCUUUUUUUUUCUUGGCCUUUUGGCCCUCCACACUUCUACUUAUCUUGUCCUCCUACUCCCCCCCUCUCUCCAACAAAAAAAAAAAAUGCUCUUGGCUUUGUUGAUCCCGUGCGUGUAGAUGUGUUCAAGUGACUCACCCAAGUUUCUCCUACAUGUCGGUCGCUGGCCCACCCGUUCCCUCCCCUCCCUCCCCCAUCUGCGUCCGUUCACGGCGCCAAUCAAUUCAAUCAUGGUCCCUUUUUUUAUUCAUUUUUUUUUAAUACGAAAGAAAGAAAAAAUUGAAAUACAUUAAUUAUCGAUCA
Messenger RNA from Daphnia pulicaria, 6343 nucleotides. Its product is annotated as phosphatase and actin regulator 4-A-like. The transcript is spliced from 13 exons. The coding region runs from base 684 to 4601 and encodes 1305 amino acids. Gene Ontology annotation, molecular function: actin binding. Gene Ontology annotation, biological process: actin cytoskeleton organization. The record is from RefSeq and is a predicted model, not a curated record. Lineage: Eukaryota; Metazoa; Arthropoda; Branchiopoda; Diplostraca; Daphniidae.